AUGACUUACUUACUAAAGCUAAGGUACCUAACUUUUGUCUCAUCCCAACACAGAGGAGAGAGACGUUUUCUGGUCUCCCCUCUCUCGUCUCCCCUCUCUCGUCUCCCCUCUCUCGUCUCCCCUCUCUCGUCUCCCCUCUCUCCUCCCCUCUCUCGUCCCCUCUCUCGUCCCCUCUCUCGUCUCCCCUCUCUCGUCUCCCCUCUCUCGUCUCCCCUCUCUCGUCUCCCCUCUCUCGUCUCCCCUCUCUCGUCUCCCCUCUCUCGUCUCCCCUCUCUCGUCUCCCCUCUCUCGUCUCCCCUCUCUCGUCUCCCCUCUCUCGUCUCCCCUCUCUCGUCUCCCCUCUCUCGUCUCCCCUCUCGUCUCCCCUCUCUCGUCUCCCCUCUCUCGUCUCCCCUCUCUCGUCUCCCCUCUCGUCUCCUCUCUCUCGUCUCCCCUCUCGUCUCCUCUCUCGUCUCCCCUCUCUCGUCUCCCUCCCUGCUCCCUUCUCCCUCGCUUCUCUCCCUCAUCUCUCUCCCUCCUUUGUCUUUCUCGUCUCUCUCUCCUCUCUCUCGCAGAGGGGAGGGGGAGUGUGGUCUAAUGCAGCCAUCGAUCUUAUCUCCCCCACAUCCGGUGAACACGGCUCUCCCCCCUCUCUCCCCCUUUCCUCUCACCUUUUUCCUCUCCUCUCUGCUCUCCCCCCUCCAUCAUCCCUCCCCCUCAUCUCUCUUCUCUUCUUUCACUCAUCCUCUCUCCCCCGCUCUCUCCUUUCCUCCCUCGUCUCUCCUCUCUUCUUUCACUCACCCUCUCUCCCCCGCUCUCUCCUUUCCUCCCUCGUCUCUCCUCUCCUCUCUCCCCUGCUCUCUCCUGUCCUCCCUCGUCUCUCCUCUCUCCCCCGCUCUCUCCUUUCCUCCCUCAUCUCUCCUUUCCUCCCUCGUCUCUCCUCUCCUCUCUCCCCCGCUCUCUCCUUUCCUCCCUCAUCUCUCCUCUCCUCUCUCCCCUGCUCUCUCCUUUCCUCCCUCGUCUCUCCCCUUACCUUCUUUAUCCUCUCCUCUCUGCUCCCUCUCCAUCAUCCCUCCCCCUUUAUCUCUCCUCUUGCAUUUCUACUUUACUCUCUCCUCCUCCCCCUCAUCUUUCUUCUCUCUCUUCUUGCUCAUCCUCUCCUCCUCUCCAUCUCUUCUGUUCUUUCCUCACUCCUCUCUCCUCCCCUCUCACUCACCCACUCUCAUAUCAUGCGUCUUUCAUCUCUCCUCUCCUCCCCCUCAUCUCCCCUGUUCCCUCUCCUCUCAUCUUUCACCCCUUGUCUCCUCUCUCCUCUCCCUCAUCUCUCUCCUCACUCAUCCUGUCUCCCCCUCCCCCUCUCCGCGUUGCGAGCGGACAGAGCGGGAGGAGCAGAGCGGGAGGAGCAGAGCGGGAGGAGCAGAGCGGGGGGAGCAGAGCGGGAGGAGCAGAGCGGGGGGAGCAGAGCGGGAGGAGCAGAGCGGGAGGAGCAGAGCGGGAGGAGCAGAGCGGGAGGAGCAGAGCGGGAGGAGCAGAGCGGGAGGAGCAGAGAGGGAGGAGCAGAGAGGGAGGAGCAGAGAGGGAGGAGGAGAGCGGGAGGAGCAGAGCGGGAGGAGCAGAGCGGGAGGAGCAGAGCGGGAGGAGCAGAGCGGGAGGAGCAGAGCGGGAGGAGCAGAGCGGGAGGAGCAGAGCGGGAGGAGCAGAGCGGGAGGAGCAGAGCGGGAGGAGCAGAGCGGGAGGAGCAGAGCGAGCGGACAGAGCGGGAGGAGCAGAGCGGGAGGAGCAGAGCAGGAGGAGCAGAGCGGGAGGAGCAGAGCGGGAGGAGCAGAGCGGGAGGAGCAGAGCGGGGGGAGCAGACGGGAGGAGCAGAGCGGGAGGAGCAGAGCGGGAGGAGCAGAGCGAGCGGACAGAGCGGGAGGAGCAGAGCGGGAGGAGCAGAGCGGGGGGAGCAGAGCGGGAGGAGCAGAGCGGGAGGAGCAGAGCGGGAGGAGCAGAGAGGGAGGAGCAGAGAGGGAGGAGCAGAGCGGGAGGAGCAGAGCGGGAGGAGCAGAGCGGGAGGACCAGAGCGGGAGGAGCAGAGCGGGAGGAGCAGAGCGGGAGGAGCAGAGCGGGAGGGCAGAGCGGGAGGAGCAGAGCGAGCGGACAGAGCGGGAGGAGCAGAGCGAGCGGACAGAGCGGGAGGAGCAGAGCGGGAGGAGCAGAGCGGGAGGAGCAGAGCGGGAGGAGCAGAGCGGGAGGAGCAGAGCGGGAGGAGCAGAGCGGGAGGAGCAGAGCGGGAGGAGCAGAGAGGGAGGAGCAGAGCGGGAGGAGCAGAGCGGGAGGAGCAGAGCGGGAGGAGCAGAGCGGGAGGAGCAGAGCGGGAGGAGCAGAGCGGGAGGAGCAGAGCGGGAGGAGCAGAGCGGGAGGAGCAGAGAGGGAGGAGCAGAGCGGGAGGAGCAGAGCGGGAGGAGCAGAGCGGGAGGAGCAGGAGCGGGAGGAGCAGAGCGGGAGGAGCAGAGCGGGAGGAGCAGAGCGGGAGGAGCAGAGCGGGAGGAGCAGAGCGAGCGGACAGAGCGGGAGGAGCAGAGCGGGAGGAGCAGAGCGGGAGGAGCAGAGCGGGAGGAGCAGAGCGGGAGGAGCAGAGCGGGAGGAGCAGAGCGGGGGAGCAGACGGGAGGAGCAGAGCGGGAGGAGCAGAGCGGGAGGAGCAGAGCGAGCGGACAGAGCGGGAGGAGCAGAGCGGGAGGAGCAGAGCGGGGGGAGCAGAGCGGGAGGAGCAGAGCGGGAGGAGCAGAGCGGGAGGAGCAGAGCGGGAGGAGCAGAGCGGGAGGAGCAGAGCGGGAGGAGAGCAGAGAGGAGGAGCAGAGCGGGGGGAGCAGACGGGAGGAGCAGAGAGGGAGGAGCAGAGCGGGGGGAGGAGCAGACGGGAGGAGCAGAGCGGGGGGAGCAGAGCGGGAGGAGCAGAGCGGGAGGAGCAGAGCGGGAGGAGCAGAGCGGGAGGAGCAGAGCGGGAGGAGCAGAGCGGGAGGAGCAGAGCGGGAGGAGCAGAGCGGAGUGUCCGUAUUGA
Molecule: messenger RNA, 3021 nt
Organism: Knipowitschia caucasica
Lineage: Eukaryota; Metazoa; Chordata; Actinopteri; Gobiiformes; Gobiidae
Source: the annotation of a GenBank genome assembly